AUAAACCCUUCCCCCAAAGAGAGGCAAAACCAGAAGGAAGUUAUAGCGGGGCAGCUUUGAUGUCUCGAAUUCUCUCACUCUCAGGAAAGACGAUCGUAUCGUAACUUUAUUUAAACGCUAAAAAAUUCUCCGUCGAGAAAUCCACCGUCGCCAGCGCCAAACCCUAGGUUUUAUAUUUUUUUUCCGGUUCUCUGAAUGCUUUUCUAUCUGUAAAUUAUUCUAUUUGGAAGAUGGAUAUCGAGCAAAAACAAGCAGACUUGAUCGAUCACUUCGUGAAGCAAGCGGCUCAGAAGGGCUCGGCUCUUGGCUCCGUAAUCCUCGAAGCGACGUCGCAUCCUUCCCUCUUCGCCUUCUCUGAGAUUCUUGCCGUGCCCUGUGUCGCCGAGCUUGAAGGAACUGAAAACUCAGUGUACCUUGAUGUGCUUCGGUUGUUUGCACAUGGCACAUGGAGUGACUACAAGGGUAAUAGUGGUCGUCUUCCUCAACUGGUCCCUGAUCAAGUCCUCAAGCUAAAGCAACUUACUGUCCUUACACUUGCCGAGACAAACAAGGUACUACCAUAUGAUCAACUAAUGCUGGAGUUAGAUGUCACAAAUGUCCGCGAGCUCGAAGAUUUUCUUAUCAAUGAAUGCAUGUAUGCGGGUAUAGUUAGAGGAAAGCUGGAUCAGCUGCGAAGAUGUUUUGAGGUCCAAUUUGCUGCUGGGAGGGAUUUGAGGCCAGGACAACUUGGGAGUAUGAUACAAACACUGUCAAACUGGUUGGAUACAUCAGACAACUUACUUAUCUCAAUUCAAGAGAAGAUAAAAUGGGCUGAUACUAUGAGCGAGUUGGACAAGAAACAUCGUAAGGAGGUUGAAGAUAGGGUGGAAGAAGUAAAGAAGUCCAUCACACUCAAGAAGUUACACACUGUAAGCAGGCCGACGUUGACUUCCGAGGGCUCGAGGAGAUCUACUCUGAACCUGGUGGAGUGAUGGACUAUGAGGAAGACCGAAGCCGACCCAAGAGGAGACGGCAUCCAAUAUCCUGAAGCUAAGAGCGUGCAACUCAUUGGAUGGGUGUUUAGGUGACCAGCCAGAUUUUUGUUCAUGGCAUUGUAGCAACAGAUGAUUCUGCUUUUGGGACAGUGAUACUGCUCUUGGUAGUGAAUUUGUCAUUGUUGCUUUAGAAUUGGAGAAUUGUUAGCUUGUCUUGAACCCAUUGUUAUUCCUAUCGAGUUGGGAAGAACGAGACCGGAUCUGGUGGUACGGCUAAAAAAAUUUUAAGCAGUUGGUUACUCAAGAUUUACAAAUUCAAAACUUAAUUGUACUUUCUGAUGUCACCCCUAGUGCUGCCUCGUGAAGAAUUUACCUUGCUUAUAAUUUACAAGCUGUUACGUUCUGUCUUGUGGUUAAUAUUGGUUCCAUCAAUUUGGAAAAGUUGUAGGUGUGUCUUGAGCAAAUCUUGUUUGACCUAAUCUUCAAUGUAACACUGUUUGCUCCACAGCAUUUUUUCUUUCUUCCCAAAGGCACCGAUAUUUCAAAGAGAAAUGUGGUCUGACGUGACCUAAAAUUCCCUAUUA
This is a messenger RNA of Theobroma umbraticum, 1558 nucleotides long. RefSeq names its product Proteasome component (PCI) domain protein (gene FUS5). Gene Ontology annotation, cellular component: COP9 signalosome. Lineage: Eukaryota; Viridiplantae; Streptophyta; Magnoliopsida; Malvales; Malvaceae. The record is from RefSeq and is a predicted model, not a curated record.